Messenger RNA from Lycium ferocissimum, 790 nucleotides. RefSeq names its product ribonuclease 3-like protein 1. NCBI's taxonomy places the organism in Eukaryota, Viridiplantae, Streptophyta, Magnoliopsida, Solanales, Solanaceae. The transcript has 3 exons. The record is from RefSeq and is a predicted model, not a curated record. The coding region runs from base 308 to 718 and encodes 136 amino acids.
UUUGUGCCUUCCAUUCAGUUAACCUAACAGCUAGCACUAUGACUGUGCAACUACAACGACGACAAAUAAAUAAGAUCCUAAAUAGUUGCGAUUAUUCUGGAACAAGUCCAAAGACUGUGACACGGCAGCACUCUAACAACUAAAAAUAAGAAUAAAAAAGAUCUUCACCAAAAUCUCUCUCUACUAUCGGAUUUCAACAACAGAAUUAUAGCAUCUCUCUAUUUUUGCGGCAUUUAUAUUACAGGAUUCGUAAUUGAUGAAUAAUUGGAGUUAAUCACAAGAUUAAUUUGGAAGUUUCUGGAACGUCAUGGAAUAUGGUGAAGCUGAAAGAGUACUUGAGCCGCUUCGAGGAGAAUAUACAAGUGAAACAGUAUCCGACCCGAAUACGUUUCGCCCGCUUCGCUUUGAUGGGGCCGUCAUGGAUGGAAACUCCAAAGGCAAAGGUACUCAAAAUAAGGGCUCCACCAAAUCACAUUUGUACGAGAUUUGCGCGGUAAAUCAUUGGAAAGCACCUUUAUUUGAAUGUUGCAAUGUGGAAGGUCCUGAUCACCAGAAGUUGUUCACGUUCAAGGUAAUUGUAGAAACAAGAGGACCUCGUACAACAAUUAUAGAAUGUAUGGGCAAUCCACAUUCGAAAAAGAAAUCUGCAGCAGAGAAUGCAGCUGAAGGAGUAUUGUGGUUUCUAAAUCAACCGGGUUAUAGAUUGAAGAAGUACUGAAUUAACUUCCUUUUUUUGUUUUUUUUGAAUGGUUAGGGAAUUGUGAUUUCAUAAACAGAAAGCAAAAGAAAG